This is a messenger RNA of Drosophila biarmipes, 2112 nucleotides long. RefSeq names its product neprilysin-3. Gene Ontology annotation, biological process: protein processing. Gene Ontology annotation, cellular component: plasma membrane. Gene Ontology annotation, molecular function: metalloendopeptidase activity. The coding region runs from base 40 to 1995 and encodes 651 amino acids. The record is from RefSeq and is a predicted model, not a curated record. Lineage: Eukaryota; Metazoa; Arthropoda; Insecta; Diptera; Drosophilidae. The transcript has a single exon.
AGAGCGAGGGAUUCAGUAAACAAAAGUCGCUGCGCGAAGAUGGAGCUACCUUCCCCGAUCACCUGGUUGGCGGCAGCCAUCCUGCUGGCCCUUUUCCUGCAUGCGCCCGCGGUCGAAGGCCAGGACUGCCAGCUGAUCUCGGAGAACGACAUGGACGCCGAGGAGGAGCCGUGCGAGAACUUCCACCAGCAUGUGUGCGGAAAUUGGUAUGCCACCAGUCAGCACCGGAAUCUGGGUGCCCACGACAUGCACUCCAAGUGGGUGGCCAGCCUGAAGCUGCAGCUGAUCCGGCAUCUGGAGAAGGACGCGGAGACGGAGUCCACCUCCUCCUCGCAGCUGGCCACCUUCUACAGAAGCUGCCUGUCCAGUGGCCAGUCUGUGAGAUCCUACACCGACGCCCUGGCCCGCAGUGGUGCCAACUUUCCCGUUCUGGCCAACACCAGUGCACCCUUCGACUGGAUUCUGGCCAAUGCCGCCCUGCGCACCUAUGGGGCUCAGGGUCUGUGGCGCCUGCUGGUCAAGGAGAACUGGCAGCUCGCCGAUCAGCGUAUCUUCUACAUCCUGCCACCCACUUUCGACUUCCUCGGCCAGGGUGACGAGUUGAACGAGUUCCUGUACCAGCGGUAUCUCAAGUUAUUGCUCCUGGAAAUGGGCCUGCGAGUGCGGAGAGCCGCUGGCUUGGCCCAAAAACUGGUGGAGUUCGAGAAGAGCCUGCAGGGCCUGCUGGCCAACGAUGUGGACAAGACCUUGGUGCUGAGGAAGCCACAGAGUCUCAGGGAGUUGGAGCUGCAAUUUCCGGGUCUGCAGCUGAAGAGAUACUUUGAGCACAUACUGCAGGGCGUGGACUGGCAGCCGGAGAGCCUGUUGCUAGUGGUGGACCUGGACUAUCUGCAGGCCUUGCAGAGAUUUCUGGCGCGCAACACCACCGAUCCCCUGACCCUGUCCACCUGGCUGCUGCUCCAGCUGCCCAGCCACUUUGAGUUGCGGCUCCACGACGAUGACAAGCUGAGCAGCCAGCAGGAUCUGUGCCUGGAGAGGUUGAGGAAGCUGAUGCCAGGACCUCUGGGUCGCCUGCAAAUGCAACUGGUGCUGGGCGAGGGCUAUCAGGAGGCCUAUGACACCAGUAUACAGCAGAUAGCCCUGCUGUUCAGGGAUCUCAAGCAGCAGUUCGAGCUGCUGCUGAACGAAACGCAGGUGUUCGAGGAUGAUGUGGCCACCCGGAAUCUGGCUCGCGAUAAACUGAGGGCCAUGCGAUUGCUGACGCCCCGUUUGCAGGAUGCCAUGGGCGGUCCUCCGGCGGGCACGCCCCCCCUGGGCCACAAUUUCGAUGAGAACCUCAUGCAGUUGUCCCUCAACCAGGCCCGACUGGAGUUCCGGCAGGUGUUCGGCGAGCCCGUGACCUCCGUCCCCUCGGAUCCCCUGGCCGUGAAUGCCUACUAUCGCCUCAAGUUGAAUCGCAUCGAGCUGCCGCUCGGCCUGAUGGCCACGCCCCUGGUCCAGCUGCCGCAGUGCAGCGGCAAGGAGGCGGAGGCCAGGGCUAAGCUCUCCUCCGGCCUGGGCUACAUCCUCGCGCACGAAAUCCAGCACGCCUUCGACUACGAUGGCAUAAAUUACGAUGCCAGCGGCCAGUUGGCCAACAACCAAUGGCCCGCCCGGGCCAUCAUCCGAUUCGGGCUGAGGGCGCAGUGCUAUCUGGGUGACCGGUACAGCAAUGCCACGCUGACGGUGAACGAUAAUAUCGCGGACAGUGAGGGCCUGCGCCUGGCCCUGGACACCUACCGGCGGCGCAAUGGCACCCAGGACCUGAGGACCUUCUUCGUGGCCUUCGCCCAGAACUGGUGCGGUCUGGCCGGGACGACGGCCGGCCUGGGCCAGCACUCCGGCCACGCCGAGAGGGUCAACAACGUGCUGGGCAACCUGCCGGAGUUUGGGGACACCUUCCAGUGCAAGGCCACCAGCCGGAUGAACCCAGCCGACAAGUGCCGCAUCUGGUGAGGGAAUCCAGCUGUCCACGUAUCUAUGCAUCACUAUUUAGCCUAGGUGGCGCUUUAAUAAAUUAUACAAUAACCUGAUUUAAUAAACAAGCUGUUGGAAAAUUUUCUAAAUUUAAAA